Penicillium verhagenii is the source of this 1050-nucleotide messenger RNA. Its product is annotated as FAD synthase. The record is from RefSeq and is a predicted model, not a curated record. The transcript has a single exon. Lineage: Eukaryota; Fungi; Ascomycota; Eurotiomycetes; Eurotiales; Aspergillaceae. Gene Ontology annotation, molecular function: FMN adenylyltransferase activity. Gene Ontology annotation, biological process: FAD biosynthetic process. Bases 1 to 1050 code for a protein of 349 amino acids.
AUGGCCGAACCCCCUGUACCAGGUACACGGCCAUCAGAGCCGCUAGCCUCCUCUCAAUCGCUCUCCAAAGCACUCGAGCAUCUCCGUCCUUUCAACCUCGGAUCCACAGACCAAAUCUCCACCCCGGGGCAACGCGGGGCUGACACGGCCACCACCGCAUAUACCGCACACGCGACAGACGCCGAUCUGCGAGACGGGUCAGCUCAAGAGAGCGCGCACAAUGGCUCUGGACACAUAAAUGGCAAGGCCGACGAGGCCAUCCCCCCACUCCCGGUCGUGAUUGAGCACAUCCAUGCCCGCGUGCAGCAAUUCCUAGCGGAGUCACAUCCCCCCGACUCGCUCCUCGCCUCGGUCCAGCGCUCAACCCGCACGUCCCUGGAAGUUGUCGCCAGCGCAGUUGCUCAGUAUAACCUCUCGGGGCUGUCACUGUCCUACAAUGGUGGCAAGGAUUGUCUCGUUCUCCUUAUCCUGUUCUUGGCUGGUCUUCACCCAUACGCUAGUCAUGCCGAGUCGUCGACAUCCGAAGAUGCUGAUUCUUUGGCCAAUGGCCCCGUUAUACCCGCUAUCUAUGCCCUUCCUCCUGAUCCUUUCCCCGCAGUGGAAGACUUUGUUCUCAGCUCGGCACAAGCUUAUCACCUCUCAAUAACGAAAUACACCACCGACCCACCUCAUACAACAUUGCGAUCCAGUUUUGAAGAUUACCUCGCACGCCAUCCUGGCGUUCGUGCUAUAUUUGUGGGCACGCGACGGACAGACCCACACGGUGCGAAGUUAACCCAUUUUGACCGGACUGAUGGUGGGUGGCCUGAUUUUAUGCGCAUCCACCCCGUCAUUGAUUGGAAUUAUGCUGAAAUUUGGGCUUUCAUUCGACACCUUAAUUUGGAAUAUUGUCAGCUCUAUGAUAUGGGAUACACCAGUCUUGGAGGAACUUCGGAUACUUUGCCAAAUCCGCGCUUGAAGAUUGAUGAUGAGAAGAGCGAUUGCGAGGGAACUUAUUUACCAGCGUAUAAGUUGAUGGAGGAUUUAGAGGAGAGGCUUGGUCGCAAUUGA